This is a messenger RNA of Aspergillus heteromorphus CBS 117.55, 750 nucleotides long. RefSeq lists its product as uncharacterized. Bases 357 to 662 code for a protein of 101 amino acids. The transcript has a single exon. Lineage: Eukaryota; Fungi; Ascomycota; Eurotiomycetes; Eurotiales; Aspergillaceae. The record is from RefSeq and is a predicted model, not a curated record.
GCUUUGAAAUCAUUUCGGAUUCCUAAGCUGGUAUUUCUCGAUGGGUCGAUGCAUAUCCCGUCCCUCACCUCACGUCCAUAGGUCUAGUCUCACUAGGUAGGUAGGUAGGUUGGUAGGUAGGUAGGUAGGUGGGUACGGUAAGUAUCUACCUCCCGCAAUGGGACUAUUGACGACACCAGUCACAUCCCCACCGAGCAAGCAAUAAUCGCAGAGCAUACCUACCUACCUACAUACAUACUGCGCUGGUAGCCUGGUACAGAGCUGAACUACUUAAGCACAGUGCAUACCAGAAUGGGAAAUAGGUAAUGGGCCCGUACCGUAAUCAUGGGUCAUCCUGACUGAGAAUGAUAAGAAGCAUGGACCCAAGGGCCCCCCCAACGAAUGCCAAUGCUGCUAGCCAAGCUGAUAGACUGCGCACGGGGAGUGCUCAGCCCGGUCCGACCGGUCGCGGGGGCAAGCAGGCUGGAGAGAGCAGAGCAGAGCAGAGCAGAGCACCUUGGGAGCGACGCGAAUACGCCGGGCGCGGAGUUAACUGGUUCGCUGGUUCGCUGUCUCCGUCCGUACCUCCGUUUUCCCACUCUCGCAUUCUUUUCCGUAUAUGGAGGACAACAUACCUCUUCUCCUUUCUACUCUAUGUACGGAGUACUACUGGGAGGGAGUAAAAUUAUUGUCUCGAACCUCGCAAGCCCACGUAAUCCGGACUAGGCAGACAGACAGACAGACAGACAGACAGACAGACAGACAGGCUGC